Messenger RNA from Drosophila navojoa, 439 nucleotides. It is a transcript of the gene COX6B, whose product is annotated as Cytochrome c oxidase subunit 6B. The record is from RefSeq and is a predicted model, not a curated record. Gene Ontology annotation, cellular component: mitochondrion; respiratory chain complex IV. Lineage: Eukaryota; Metazoa; Arthropoda; Insecta; Diptera; Drosophilidae.
UAUACUAUCGUCGAUUGGUUCGUGCUCGUAACACAGCUAGAAUUAUCCAGCAGUUGAAAAAUUUUCAUUGUACUUUCCGUAAUAACAAAGCGAUAAAUCAACAACAGUUGACACGAUGUCCGCCUACAAGUUGGAGACAGCCCCCUUCGAUCCACGUUUCCCCAAUCAGAACGUGACCAGAUAUUGCUAUCAAUCCUAUUUGGAUUACCAUCGAUGCCAGAAGAAGCGCGGCGAGAACUUUGAGCCAUGCAACUACUUCAAGAAGGUCUACAAGUCGAUGUGCCCCAACGCCUGGGUGGAGAAGUGGGACGAUCAGCGCGAGAGCGGCACCUUCCCCGGUCGUAUCUAAGCAAUAUAUAUAGGAAGUUACACUCUACCUACCUAACAACCAACAACUACUGCAACCUAUUCCUACACAACAACAACAACAACAACAAUA